GGUUGGGAAUGAUCAUAAAUACUGUAUUAGAGUAGAGAGAGGAAAUGGAAAUUGAAAUCGGUAAACCCUAGGGGAAUGUGCGGCGAAGUCCCAAUGAAUUUCCCUCCAUAUCUGUUGACGAUUUAAAUCUGUCCGUCCACUCUGUCACUGGGAAAUCAUCGCAUUUAUUUCAGAAAGAUGCAGAAGGAGGAGGAGGAGGAGGAGGUUUCGUCCAAGUCCUUUAAAACCCACGAGACUCGCCGCAUUCUCCGAAUCGCUGAUAUUCUACUCGACGACAGAGACGGAGACGGAGACUUGUUUGAAAUGGACCGACCCCGAAAGACCGACCACCACCUCACCAUUAUACAGUGCUCCACGCCGCGCCGGAUCGUCUCCCGAUGGUUCUCCGCUCUCAAGCGUGCCAGACCCAGAAAAGUUAACGCACGGAGCGACAACAGAGACAACGAAAUCGUCAAAGAAAGCAAUCUCGCCCGCACCAUGUGUUCCACAAAUGGUUUCAACAGCGACGGAGGGCCAGGACGUUGUGGUAUGGAUUCGAGCUCGUUCAAUUUGGGGGUGGCGUGUGGUCUGCUUUGUGUGGUUGCUGCUGGUAAAAAUGAACUGAACAAGAUGGUGGAAUUGCGGACACAGAUGGAGCUGAUUCUUCAAAAUGCCAAACAGGAAAUGGGCAGUAAGAAUGCACUUAUAAACGACCCUAAGCCGGCGGCGGAGUCUAAUGAGAUUCAUUUCGCUUCUUUCUCCACCAAUUUCCAACAAGCAUCGACCUCUGGUAGCCAGUUUUCUCUUCAAUCUGUUGGCGGCCGCGACGAGUGCUCAGAUUAUUGUGUUGGAAAUGAAGGAGAAGGAGGAGACGAAUACGUGGCAGGAAUAGAUCAACUAGAGGCGGAGCUUCGAGCCGAAUUAGAAAGAAUGCAGCUCCAAUUGGAUUCAGAAAGUAAUUCAUCCAUUUCAAAGUCCCCACAGCAGCAGAGGCUAGAGGGUAUGGGAGGCAUUGGUUCAAAUCGUCGUGAAGGGGACUCAGCAUCAACGGAUUACAGUGAUCAUGAAAUGCUCUGGGGCUGUGGAUUUGCUCCGCUUGAACUUGAGAGAAAAUUGCAUCUAGUGCUGGAAGCGAGACAAGAAGAGCGGAUAAAAGAACUGGAAGAUGCUUUAGAAUGUGCAGAGCAGAAGCUUGAGGAGAAAGAAAGAGAGGUGUCUUGGUGGAGAAACGCUGCAAUACUUAUGUCGGGCCAUGAUCCAGAACCUUCAUAUUCGAAUGGUUAGGAAACAACCAAAUUGUACAGAGGGUGAGGAUUGAUUUCCGUUUUGAAGAUUGGCUGUCCUGGUCUUUCAAUUGUAGUAGUCAAGUGUGACAUGUAACUAGUCAGUCUGUUUAUGAUUGAACUUUGUACUACUUUGAUCCAGAAUAUAUCAUCAUAGUUUUGUCUUUUCA
This is a messenger RNA of Rosa chinensis, 1432 nucleotides long. Its product is annotated as protein POLAR LOCALIZATION DURING ASYMMETRIC DIVISION AND REDISTRIBUTION. NCBI's taxonomy places the organism in Eukaryota, Viridiplantae, Streptophyta, Magnoliopsida, Rosales, Rosaceae. The record is from RefSeq and is a predicted model, not a curated record. Gene Ontology annotation, biological process: asymmetric cell division. The coding region runs from base 178 to 1263 and encodes 361 amino acids. The transcript is spliced from 3 exons.